UACGUUUGCUUCCCCUCCGGACUCAUUAAAAAGCGAGGGAAAGGGAAUCAAGAUGGCGCGUUCAGCGAAGACAGCGUUGGUUCUGUGUCUGGAUGUGGGUUUCUCCAUGUCCAACUCUGCCCCGGGACAGGAACCGCCCUUCCAACAGGCCAAGAAAGUCAUCCAGAAGUUUGUUCAGCGCCAGGUGUUUGCUGAGAACAAAGAUGAGCUGGGUCUGGUGCUGUUUGGGUCAGACAACACUAAGAACAACCUAGCUAAAGACGACCAGUACCAGAACAUCUCAGUACACCGCCAACUCAUGAUCCCAAACUUUGAGCUGCUGGAAGAGAUCCAGAAUGAUGUGCACCCUGGUAGUCAACAGGCUGACUGGCUGGAUGCUCUAGUUGUAUGCAUGGACCUGCUUCAGAACGAAACUCUGGGGAAGAAAUAUGAGCGUCUGAACAUCGUCAUGCUCACAGACCUGAACACACCGAGCAGUCCUGACCAGCUGGACAUUAUCAUAGGCAACCUGAAGAGAGCCGGGAUCACUCUGCAGUUCUUCCUACCCUUCCCUGUAGAUGGAGGCGGUUCCAACCCCCCUCACGGGGGUAAAGCUCUGUCCAGAGAGCAGCAGCAGGGGCUGGAGAUGACCAAGCAGGUCAUGAUGUCUCUGGAUGAAGAGGACGGUCUGGAGGAAGUCUACACCUUCAGUGAUGCUAUAGAGAAGUUGUCUGUGUUUAAACGUGUUGAGAAGAGACCCAUGGCCUGGCCCUGUACUCUGACCAUCGGCAGCUCUCUGCCCAUCAAGAUCGUUGGCUACAAAGCAGUAUGUGAGGAGAGACCCAGGAAGUCGUGGUCGGUGGUAGAUGCUCAGACACACCAGAAAGACGACAUAAAAAGAGAUGUAGUUUACUGUCUGAACGAUGACGAAGAGACCGAGGUACAGAAAGACGACACCAUACAAGGGUAUCGGUAUGGCAGUGACAUCGUCCCCUUCUCCAAAGUUGACCAAGACCAGAUGAAGUACAAGACAGAUGGGAAGAGUUUUGCUGUGCUGGGCUUCACCAAACAGAACAUGAUCAACAGACACCAGUUCGUGGGGAAUCAGGUCCUCAAGGUGUUCGCCCCUAAAGAUGAUGAGCAUGCAGGUGUAGCUCUCUCAGGUCUGAUCCGUGCUCUGGAUGACCUCAAGAUGGUGGCGGUGGUGAGGUAUGUUUACGCCCGCAAUGGAAACCCACAAGUAGGAGCAGCCUUCCCUUGUAUUAAGGAGAAGUAUGAGUGUCUGGUGUAUGUUCAGCUUCCGUUCAUGGAAGAUCUGAGGCAGUACAGCUUCCCUUCUCUGGAGAACAACAAGAAGUACACUCCCUCAGAGGACCAGCUGUCGGCGGUGGACUCUCUGAUUGACUCCAUGAUGUUGGUGGAGGAGGAUGAAGAUGGAGAGAAAAAAGACCUCUUCAAAGUCAACCACAUCCCCAACCCUCAGUACCAGAGACUGUUCCAGUGCCUGCACCAUCGGGCGGUGAACCCCAGUGCCCCCCUCCCCCCCAUGGACCCCUGGCUGACUACAGCUCUCCAGCGCCCCCUGGCGGUGGCCACCCGCUGUCAAGCCCCCCUGGAGACACUGAAGAAGAAGUUCCCUCUGAAGGAAGUGGUCAAGAAGAAGGAACUGAAGACCAGCAAGGAGCUGUUUGGGAACAGCACUGAGGAGCCUGAUGCCAAGAAGGCCAAAGUUGACGAGGAAGAAGACUUUAACCUGGCUGACAUCACAGAGGGAAGCAUCACACAGGUGGGCAGUGUAGAUCCAGCACGGGAUUUCCGCACUCUGAUUCGCCAGAAGAGUCUUCCGUUUGGAGAGGUGUGUCAACAGCUGACUGGCAGGAUAGAGCAGUUGCUUGGCAACAAGAACAUGAACUACUACAUCAAGUGCAUCCCCUGUAUCCAGACCUUCAGAGAGCAGUCUGUUCAGGUUGGGAAUGCUGAUCACUACAACAGCUACAUCCAGUCUCUGAAGACCAGUAUUCCUGUUAGAGGCCUUCAGGAAUUCUGGGACAUGCUAGUCCAAGAUGCCCUGACCCUGAUCAACAAGGACGAAGUUGAAGGGAGCGCGUUCUCGAGUCAUGAUGCAAAGCAGUUCCUGACUGCAGGGGAGAAGAAAGAGGAGGUGGUAGCAGCUGUGGUGGACGAUACAGGAGAUGUGGACGACUUGCUGGACAUGAUGUGAGGUAGAAGACGGCGGGGUUGAGGAGUGGAGGAUGAAGGAAACGUGACCAAACAGAUUCAACUGUCCAUCAUCUGCCACCUGGAGUUAACAGCAAACUUUGGGAUUUUGACCAUUUAUUGACUUCCCCAGAGUCAGAUGAUUACCAUGUGGAUGCCGUUUUUGUGUCUCUGCAUUCAGUAGGUAGGAAGUCAGAGGUCAUGCUAGCUGAUAUCAUAUACAGAGCAUCCGGAAAGUAUUCAGACCCCUUGACUUUUUCCACAUUUCGUUACGCCUUAUUCUAAAAUGGAUUAUAUUGUUGUCUUUCCUCAUCAAUAUACACCCCAUAAUGACAUCACAAUACCCCAUAAUGACAUCACAAUACCCCAUAAUGACAUCACAAUACCCCAUAAUGACAAAGCAAAAACAGGUUUUUAGAAAUGUUGGCAAAUGUAUUAAAAAUAAAAACGUAUUGCAUUUACUCUGUCAGGUUGGAUGGAGAGCAUUGCUGCACAGCUAUUUUCAGGUCUCUCCAGAGACUUGUCCUGAAGCCACUCCUGCGUUGUCUUGGCUGUGUGCUUAGUGUCGUUGUCCUGUUGGAAGGGGAACCUUCGCCCCAGUCUGAGGUCCUUAGCAGGUUUUCAUCAAGGAUCUCUCUCUGUACUUUGCUCUGUUCAUCUUUCUCUCGAUCCUGACUAGUCUCCAAGUCCCACAGCAUGAUGCUGCCACCACCAUGCUUCACCGUAGGGAUGGUGCCAGGUUUCCUCCAGACUUGACACUCAGCAUUCAGGCCAAAGUGGUCAAUCUUGGUUUCAUCAGACCAGAGAAUCUUGUUUCUCAUGGUCUGAGAGUCCUUUAGGUGCCCUUUGGCAAACUCUAAGCUGGCUGUCAUGUGCCUUUUACUGAAGAGUGGCUUCCAUCUGGCCACUCUACCAUAAAGGCCUGAUUGGUGGAAUGCUGCAGAGAUGGUUGUCCUUCUGGAAGGUUCUCCCAUCUCCACAGAGGAACGCUGGAGCUCUGUCAGAGUGACCAUCGGGUUAUUAGUCACCUCCCUGACCAAGGCCCUUCUCCCCCGAUUGCUCAGUUUGGCUGGACGGCCAGCUCUAGGAAGAGUCUUGGUGGUUCCAAACUUCUUCCAUUUAAGAAUGAUGGAGGCCACUGUUUUCUUGGGGACCUUCAAUACUGCAGACAUUUAUUGGUACCCUUCCCCAGAUCUGUGCCUUGAUACCAUCCUGUCUCGGAGCUAUACGGACAAAUCUUUCAACCUCAUGACUUGGUUUUUGAUCUGACAUGCACUGUCAACUGUGGGACCUUAUAUAGACAGGUGUGUGCCUUUCCAAAUCAUGUCCAAUCAAUUGAAUUUACCUCAAGUGGACUCCAAUCAAGUUGUAGAAACAUCUCAAGGAUGGUCAAUGGAAACAGGAUGUACCUGAGCUCCAUUUCAAGUCAUAAGGCAAAGGGUCUGAAUACUUUUGUAUGGACACCAUUUUUAUCUGACUGUGGGGAAGUAGAUAACUGGCUUCAUUGUCAAAAUCUCAACGUAUCCCUUUAACCUGUACAUUACAGUAGCACUCUCUCUGUCCAGAUAGUCUACACGUAGACUCACUAUACAGGUACUGAAACCAUUUCUCAGACUGAACAAUGGUUGAGGUUGUUUGUUGAUCGAGAUAGAUGUAUCACUACUUCAAAAUUCGUCUCUGUAUGGCUCUGCUUUGUCAACUUGGUUUAAAUGGUUUGUCAACUUGGUUUAAAUAGUUUGUCAACUUGGUUUAAAUGGUUUGUCAACAUGGCUCUGCUUUGUCAACUUGGUUUAAAUGCUUUGUCAACUUGGUUUAAAUGCUUUGUCAACUUGGUUUAAAUGCUUUGUCAACUUGGUUUAAAUGCUUUGUCUCUGUAUGGCUCUGCUUUGUCAACUUGGUUUAAGUGAUUUGUCUGAACUUGUGUCUGUACGUCUACGUAGAAUUCUCUCAAGUUAAUAAAAUGGUUGUCUUUUUCUUUAUAA
Oncorhynchus nerka (sockeye salmon) is the source of this 4178-nucleotide messenger RNA. It is a transcript of the gene xrcc5, whose product is annotated as X-ray repair complementing defective repair in Chinese hamster cells 5. Gene Ontology annotation, cellular component: Ku70:Ku80 complex; nucleus. Gene Ontology annotation, molecular function: DNA helicase activity; double-stranded DNA binding; damaged DNA binding. Gene Ontology annotation, biological process: double-strand break repair via nonhomologous end joining; telomere maintenance; DNA recombination. Bases 53 to 2200 code for a protein of 715 amino acids. The transcript has 21 exons. The record is from RefSeq and is a predicted model, not a curated record. Lineage: Eukaryota; Metazoa; Chordata; Actinopteri; Salmoniformes; Salmonidae.